AUGCCCGUAGUUUGGAACGCUGACAAUGAUGCUCGCCUCUUGAUGGCGUACAUCGAGGCUACCGACGCCAAGCUCGGCACCGACGGAUGGAAGGCUAUCGCUGAAAAGCUCGGUGGUGACACCACGGUCGGCGCAAUCAGCCAGCGCUUCACCAAGGUCCUCAAGAAGAAGUAUGGCGGCGAGAACUGUGUUUUGGGCAGUGGCGGCGACGGCGGUGGAGGCAAGACCAGCGCCCCGGCUACUCCUGCGAAGGCGCGUGGUCGCAAGAAGAAGGAUACCGAUGAUCCGGAGAAGACUCCCCGUUCUUCGCCUCGCAAGCGCGGCGCCAAGGAUGAUGGUGCUGAGGGUGAGGACGACGACAACAUUCCUGAUUCGCCUACCAAGAAGAUCAGGUCCGAAUCCUACUUCGACCAGGACGGUGAGGACGUGUAG
This is a messenger RNA of Lasiodiplodia theobromae, 432 nucleotides long. Its product is annotated as Rna polymerase-associated protein ctr9. The coding region runs from base 1 to 432 and encodes 143 amino acids. The record is from RefSeq and is a predicted model, not a curated record. NCBI's taxonomy places the organism in Eukaryota, Fungi, Ascomycota, Dothideomycetes, Botryosphaeriales, Botryosphaeriaceae. The transcript is spliced from 3 exons.